AUGUGGCAGCGGUUACAAUGGCUGAGGAUUCACGUGCUACUCCUCUCCCUGCUGAUGAUACGUGCUGUAUUCGGUGUGGAUGCCGAUUUCGAGUCCUUGAUUUCCAGGAUGGCCCUGGAUGAUUCGCCGAUACCGGACCAUAUUCCAAAUGUGGUUCAUUUUGUAUUCGUCACGAUUACACCGAUCGGCUGGUCUGAGUAUGUGGCCGUGCGCUCUGCUGCGGUCAAUUUGAAGGCCGAGAUCAUUAAUAUCUGGGUCCCCAUGGAGGCCGAUUUUAUAGGGAAUAUGUGGGGAAGAGUGCUGGAGAUACCCGGUGUGGUUCUAAGAAGAACGGAAAUGCCCGACUCCGUCUAUGGGCACAAAGCGGUCGCCUUGGCACAUCGGUCGGACUUCGCAAGGCUGAAAGCGCUAUACUCAGAGGGUGGCAUCUAUAUGGAUACGAACUUGAUAGCGUUACGUUCAUGGGAUCCAAUCAUUUUCAAUGCGUCUACUCGCAACACCGUCCUGGGAUACGAACACGGUACCGCUCUGUGCAAUGCCAUGAUUAUGUCGAAACCUCGCGCGCCAUUUUUGAGGCGUUGGUUGAGGACUUACAGAAUAUUUCUUGAAUGGCCCAAGCUUUGGAACUUUCAGUCGGGCACUCUGCCGUGGCUCAUGCAUGUUUUGGGAGAUCGUGAUCUUACGGUUCUGGACAAUCAUGCCUGGUUCUAUCCUCUGUAUGGCGAGGGAAUGAAUACAUUAUGGCUGGGCAAGAGCUGGUGGGAUAUCGGCCGAAAUUACGGGGUGCAUCUGUGGCAUUGGAAAAACGUGUCAAUACCAGAUCUCCUUUCUAAAGAUGUUGUUCGGGAGAUAGACACACCUUUCUUCUGUGCUAUCAGAAAUUUGUUUGAUGAUUUUGAUGGGGAUGGCUACAUAUCCACACCUAUGGCAGAAAACGCGAAUUGCUCCACAGUGUGGAUGGGAGGUGUUGCCACCAAUUCGCAGGGUUUAUUUGCAUCUUAUGACUUUUCGACAGAUACGACCAACACUAAAUGGGUUGACAGCUCUGGAAAUCAUCUCCACGGCUGGGCUCCAAAUGGCACAGUGAUUACCCAUCAUUCGAACAAGUCCACGGUGAGGUACUUCUCUGCUGGUUCGUAUGCAGUUCUUCCCGUCCCAGCCGAUUACGAUGCUCGUGUCGGAACCAUCAGUAUGAGGAUAAACUUUGAUGGAUAUGGACUCCUCUCGGAGUUGCAACUUUUCAAGCUGCGAAUAGCGAACCAGCGGGAAUUACUCAUAAGCUUAUUGUCUGACCCUUCAGACCAAAGCACAAGAAUCAGGUUCCAGUGGACGGAAGAGUCUUGGUUCUCACCCUGGAAAGAGGCAAUUGACUGGUCCAGCAGAAAGGCGCCCAUCGUGGCCGGCCAAUUUCACAAUCUCACGGUAUCGUUUGAUCGACAGUUACGUGGAGUUGUUCUUGUUUUUGUGGACGAUACCCUAGUAUCAAAGACUCUCAUGAGUGUCCUAUCGACACCUCGAAUUGCACUCGACACCUGGAUUAAUGCGCGGCACGCGGAAAACCUGGAUACGGGCUUCAGAGGUUACUUUAGUCAUUUAAAGAUGUAUUCUAGAGCAUUACCCGAGGAUGAGUGGGCUAACGCUCAGCUCAUGGAGAAAGUUAGCAUCUUUAUCCUUUGCUGCGGCGUAGGUAAUUUCACCCCGAAGCAAGCGAAGGGGUUUCAGCGUGCUAGGCGAAUCCAUGGCCCUUACACUGACACAUUCGAACUCGAGCCUUGGCUUCGUUUCAAAGCCGAGUAA
Molecule: messenger RNA, 1797 nt
Organism: Penicillium daleae
Lineage: Eukaryota; Fungi; Ascomycota; Eurotiomycetes; Eurotiales; Aspergillaceae
Exons: 4
Coding region: 1-1797 (598 amino acids)
Source: RefSeq, a predicted model, not a curated record